This is a messenger RNA of Aspergillus viridinutans, 459 nucleotides long. RefSeq lists its product as uncharacterized. Lineage: Eukaryota; Fungi; Ascomycota; Eurotiomycetes; Eurotiales; Aspergillaceae. Bases 1 to 459 code for a protein of 152 amino acids. The record is from RefSeq and is a predicted model, not a curated record. Gene Ontology annotation, biological process: carbohydrate metabolic process. The transcript has a single exon.
AUGGGAGCAACCACAGUAUGGGAGCGAUGGGAUAGUCUCCGGCCGGAUGGCUCUGUCAAUCCGGGAGAAAUGACUAGUUUCAAUCACUACGCUCUUGGCUCUGUCAUUAAUUGGUUGCACGCCGUGGUUUCUGGAAUAAGCCCGAUGGACUGUGGUUGGCGAAAGAUCAAGGUACAGCCCAUUCCUGGGGGCAAUAUCACUGCAGCACACGGCACGUACGAAACAGUGUACGGAAAGUUGGAUUGCAAAUGGAUGAUUCAAAACUGUGACAAGUUUUGUCUUGAUUUGACUGUUCCGCCCAAUUCAAAGGCGUUGGUGGUGCUUCCUGGCGAGAGCAAUGAAGGCAGCUGGGUCGGAUCCGGGACAUACACGUUCUCAAGGCCGUAUACAGCUCCUCCGUGGCCCCCAACGGCAAUUCAUAACAUCAUGGGUGCCCCUGUUGAGGAUGAUAUGGCAUAG